UGCCAUCCUCGGAAGGCUUAUUCCUCCUAUGGGCAAAGGAGCAAAGGGAGCCCGAGGGAGACAGAAGAUGAAGGCGAGCGCAGGGAGGUACGGGCUGGUGUGGUGGCUGCAGGUACUGUUGCCCUUCCUGUUGUCUUUGUUCCCCGGGGCUCUCUCAGACCAGAUCCGCUAUUCAAUUCCAGAGGAGCUGGCCAAAAACUCGGUCGUAGGAAACCUCGCCAAGGAUCUGGGGCUCAGCGUCCGGGACUUGCCUGCCCGGAAGCUGCGGGUUAGCGCGGAGAGAGAAUAUUUCACAGUAAACCCAGAAAGCGGGGACUUACUUGUGGGUGACAGAAUAGACCGAGAGCAGAUAUGCGGGAAGCAGCCUCUGUGUGUUCUGGAUUUCGAUACUGUCGCUGAAAACCCACUAAAUAUUUUCUACAUAGCAGUAAUUGUGCAGGAUAUAAAUGAUAAUACCCCACUAUUCAAACAGAGUAAGAUUCAUUUAAAAAUUGGCGAAUCCACUAAGCCAGGUACAACAUUUCCACUUGACCCAGCCCUGGAUUCAGAUGUUGGUCCUAAUUCACUACAAAGAUACCACCUUAAUGACAACGAGUACUUUGAUCUCGCUGAGAAACAGGCUCCAGAUGGACGUAAAUAUCCUGAGCUGAUUCUAAAACAUUCUCUGGACAGAGAAGAGCACAGUUUCCAUCAACUGGUCCUCACAGCUGUGGAUGGUGGAGACCCACCUCAAAGCGGCACGACCCAAAUCCGAAUCCAAGUCACGGAUGCCAAUGAUAACCCUCCAGUGUUCAGCCAGGAUGUGUACAGGGUCACCCUGAGGGAGGACGUGCCCCCGGGCUUCUUUGUGCUUCAAGUGACAGCCACUGACCGGGAUGAAGGCAUAAACGCGGAGAUCACCUACUCCUUUCAUAAUGUGGACGAACAAGUCAAACACUUUUUCAGCUUAAAUGAAAAAACAGGAGAAAUCACGACAAAGGAUGAUUUGGAUUUUGAGAUUGCAAGUAGUUACACUCUGAGUAUUGAAGCAAAAGAUCCUGGAGAUCUAGCAGCCCACUGCAGUAUCCAAGUUGAAAUUCUUGAUGAGAAUGAUUGUGCACCUGAAGUUAUUGUGACUUCAGUAUUUACUCCCCUACCAGAGGAUUCGCCACCAGGAACAGUCAUCGCCUUGAUAAAAACGAGAGACAGAGACUCUGGAGAAAAUGGAGAAGUUUACUGCCAAGUGUUGGGAAAUGCCAAGUUUAUUUUGAAAUCUUCCUCAAAGAACUAUUACAAACUAGUGACAGACGGCGCCCUGGACCGGGAGGAGAUCCCAGAAUACAAUCUCACUAUCACAGCCACCGACGGAGGCAAGCCGCCUCUCUCCUCCAGCAUAAUUGUCACCCUGCACAUCUCCGACGUCAACGAUAAUGCCCCACUUUUUCAACAGACUUCCUACAUGGUUCACGUGGCAGAGAACAAUCCUCCUGGCGCCUCUAUCGCUCAAAUCAGUGCCUCUGACCCUGACUUGGGCCCCAAUGGCCAAGUUUCCUACUCCAUCGUAGCGAGCGACCUGGAGCCGCGGGAGAUUUUAUCCUACGUGUCCGUGAGCGCGCAGAGCGGGGUGGUGUUCGCGCAGCGCGCCUUCGAUCAUGAGCAGCUGCGCGCCUUCGAACUCACACUGCAGGCCACCGACCAGGGCUCACCUGCGCUCAGCGCCAACGUGAGCCUGCGUGUUUUAGUGGGCGACCUCAAUGACAAUGUGCCAUUGGUGUUGUACCCCGCGCUGGGGCCCGAUGGCUCCGCCCUCUUCGAUAUGGUGCCACGCGCCGCAGAGCCCGGCUACCUGGUG
Molecule: messenger RNA, 1831 nt
Organism: Piliocolobus tephrosceles (Ugandan red Colobus)
Lineage: Eukaryota; Metazoa; Chordata; Mammalia; Primates; Cercopithecidae
Product: protocadherin gamma-B2-like
Exons: 1
Biological process (GO): homophilic cell-cell adhesion
Cellular component (GO): plasma membrane
Molecular function (GO): calcium ion binding
Source: RefSeq, a predicted model, not a curated record